This is a messenger RNA of Pseudovirgaria hyperparasitica, 1569 nucleotides long. RefSeq lists its product as uncharacterized. The transcript is spliced from 7 exons. Bases 1 to 1569 code for a protein of 522 amino acids. The record is from RefSeq and is a predicted model, not a curated record. Lineage: Eukaryota; Fungi; Ascomycota; Dothideomycetes; Acrospermales; Acrospermaceae.
AUGGAAACGCUCACUGGGUUCAGAAAUGCUACGUUCCGUGAAACAAUUGAAACGAUGGCUGGUCGCAUCUUUAAUAGAUCGAAUGAUAUGCAAGAGCUGACAUACGUGGGGUUUGGAGGACACCUCGAAUCAGGGCAAACAGUGUCCCCAAACUUGGAGAAUAUCCAUGAUAUAAGCCAACUGGAGGACUUGAAUAAGGAUUGUCCUCGCACACGCCUAUUCACCAUUGGCCAGCACCGAUCGUGGUCGAACUUGAACAUCAGUCGAACGAUGUUUGAAGCCUUCAUACAAUCACAUGACGUGUUCAACCACAUCUGGAGACUUAUGAUGGUCCUCGGAAUCACGACUGAAAACAAUGAACAGAGUUUUCCCGGAUUCAAGUGGCAGCAGAUGACUCAAGGAUCAUAUGAAAUUGCAUACAUUGUUCGACGUGUAGAGUUCACGAAUCGUCUUCAAGAACGUUCACCCUGGUCGAUCAGACAGAGCGGGGUCUAUCAGAACUUUCAGAAUUGUAACUCUAGACUGAUGAGUGGUAUGACCGAUGUACCAGUCUUAGGCCCCACUUUCGAAUCGUUGUCCCUGGUCAUUGCGCCCUCGAGUGCGACAAAGUUGAUUCUUGCGAAUAUUGAAAACAUGGUCUCUUUUAUGGAGGAGAUUGAUUCGAAUCCAUGGAACUUACACAUCGCUCUUGUCGAAGAAGGUCUCAGCAACUGGCCUGAUUAUAUGGCCUGGAUUGAAACAGAGCUACGUCAACUGCUUAACAAAGCAGUCCUGACGGAUACUGGCUCUGUGUCUGACACUAUGGUCGGAGAGAGUGCGUCGAUAGCUCCCGGCAUUGACAUAAAAAUCAGCUUCAAUGAUCGUCAAAAGCUACAGGAUCUCGAGGACUACAUCACGGACCUAAAUGCAAUGUUCUCUCUGUCUAGGAGGAACGUAAUGGGACUUAUGAAGGUCUGUGCAAUAUCUUGCAAAGCACACCAGCACAUAUCGAUCGGCCUCUGUCAAUGCGAUGAUAAGAUUGCAGCGAUGGGCGAGCAAAUCAGCCAGAUUGAUGCUCUAUUGGAAUGUACAGUGAACCUGCGCGAGCGAGCGAGGUCCGUCCGAAAGAUGCUCUCUGAUUUGUUGAACUAUGAGGAUAACAAAGCUUUGGUGUUGCUGGCGGAGCAGUCUCAUCUUGAGAGCCAGGCAAUGCAUGAACUAACAAAAAAAAGUACAACAGAUGCAGCAGCCAUGAAGGCUCUGACCGUCAUAAGUCUCAUAUAUCUGCCAACGACAAUCGUAGCUAAUUUCUUUUCCACUGAAUUUAUCAAAACGAACGACAAUGGUGGUAUAGAAAUAUCAAGAAGCACUUGGCUUCUCGCUGCCAUCUCUGUUCCUCUUACACUCUUCACUAUCGCUCUGUGGAUCUUGUGGCAGUAUUGUACAAAGACCCCGGACCAAUACCAACUUCCUUUGUACCAUGGACCAGAUCGUGGCAGUGGAGAUGGUAAGGUUGAACUACGCCGCAGGACCACAGAGCCGAUCUUGAGCAAGGUGAGGAAUUGGACGAUGUCUCCCGAACCGACCUAA